Messenger RNA from Ctenopharyngodon idella (grass carp), 2762 nucleotides. RefSeq names its product pipecolic acid oxidase (gene pipox). Gene Ontology annotation, molecular function: flavin adenine dinucleotide binding; sarcosine oxidase activity; L-pipecolate oxidase activity. Gene Ontology annotation, cellular component: peroxisome. The coding region runs from base 173 to 1192 and encodes 339 amino acids. The transcript is spliced from 9 exons. Lineage: Eukaryota; Metazoa; Chordata; Actinopteri; Cypriniformes; Xenocyprididae. The record is from RefSeq and is a predicted model, not a curated record.
AAGAACUAAAACUUCUGUGUGCAAUAAACCCAGAAGGCGGUUCGUACAUUCAGCUGAUCAUGGUUACAUAAGUGAAACCGGAGAACUUUGAACUAAUACGAAAAGUAGGUCACGGCAACUUUAUCGUGUUUGUGUGUCAGAAGAAUCUCACGAGAAAGAACUAAAGCUGGAAAUGUCGGAAAUGUACGACUGUAUCGUUAUUGGCGCAGGAAUCCAGGGGUCCUGCACUGCCUAUCAGCUGGCCAAAAACAAGCAGAAAACUCUACUGCUGGAGCAGUUUGUUCUGCCCCACUCCAGAGGGAGCUCUCAUGGCCAGACCAGGAUCAUACGGAAAGCCUAUGAGGAAGAUUUCUACACACAGAUGAUGCAGGAAAGCUAUGAGCUCUGGGCUCAGCUUGAGAAAGAAGCAGGUGUUGAGCUGUACAGGCGCACAGGCCUGCUGGUUAUGGGUCCAGAGAAUGGCGAGGGUUUCUCAUGCCUAAAGGCCACGAUGCAAAGGCACAAGAUUCCCACAGUGGUUUUGGAGAAGCAGGAGUUCAGCCAGCACAUUCCUAAUGUGAAUCUCACCGACGGGAACGGAGCGCUGAUGGACACCCUUGCCGGCGUGCUGUAUGCGGACAGAGCCCUCCGAGCUGUACAGAGGCUCUUUCAGUCCAGUGGAGGUGUGAUAAAGGACGGGGAGAAAGUGAUUGACAUUACGCCUGGUGUCGUGGUCACUGUAACCACAGGCUCUGGAGUCUACAGAGGGAGAAACCUGGUGAUCACAGCCGGACCCUGGGCAAACGCACUACUGACACACACCGGACUGCAGCUCCCGCUCAAAGUUGUAAAGAUUAACGUAUGCUACUGGAAGGAGAAGAUCCCAGGUACCUAUAGUGUCGGCCAGCAUUUUCCAUGUUUUAUACAGAUGGAGCCGAAAGAAGGGGAAUAUGACAUUUACGGCCUCCCGUCCAAUGAGUAUCCAGGACUAAUGAAGGUGUGUUACCACAUGGGCAGCGAGACUGAACCGGAUGAGCGAGAUAAACAGACGGAUAGAGGGGACAUCGAUAUUCUCAUGCGCUACGUCACCCGCUGUCUCCCUGGGCUGGUGCCAGUGCCUGCUGUGGUGGAGAGCUGCAUGUACACGAUGAACGAAAGUCUUACGGGUGUGGAACGACAUGAGGGUCACACCAGACCACCAUUUCCUCCUUGAUUCCCACCCAGCCUACGGCAACAUCAUCAUCGGUGCUGGAUUCUCAGGCCAUAGCUUCAAGUUCGGCCCCAUCAUAGGGAAGGUGCUCUCUCAAUUGGCCAUGGGGCAGGUUCCCUCACAUGACCUCUCACCUUUUCGUAUUAAACGUUUCCAGUCCCAUGCCAGAUCUCUACUUUAAGUCCAAGACCCUACAAUGACAAAACUACAUUUCAUAUAAUAAAACAGAAUGUUAAUGUCUGAAUAACUGUGCUAUGUUAAUUCAAUGACCAAAAACACUGUAAGGAGGCAUGGUCACCGUGAUUUUGCCAAGUAAGACAUGUUCCUGGUUGACAUAUUUUGUUGAUCCUGGAACAACAUUCCUGUCCGAACAUUUACCAUCUACAGGACAAGCUGGAUUCCACCAAAUAAUUUUUAUCUUUAUUCACACAAUAAUACUCUUUUACAUUGUAAUCCUAUUAUUUUUAAUAUUUGGCAUGUUUGCGCGUGCUGCUGCCCUGUGUGUGUAAUAAGCAGAGUGUACGCACGUUGCACACCCGCCUAUAGGCGCAUAUUACUAACGCACUCUUUAAAUAACAAAACAAAUAUUGCGCCAUUGACUUUAGACCAGGUUUCAGUUGGUCAAUGGAGUAGUCUAUUUCAGUUGCCUCAAAAUAGUAACGCACCAACAAUGCGCCUGAACACACCUCGUUUUCAGACCAGCACGCCCAUGGGCGCGAGUGCAUUUGCUAUUUGAACAACAUGGCGCAGGACGUGAAAGUGAUAACUGCAUUGGGCUGAAACUAGCAAAAAACACUUGCAUCGCGGCUGGUGCUGCAUUGCGCCAGUUGAAUGAUAGGGCCCAAAGUCCUAACCACAUCCCUAACCCUAACUAUAACUUUCCCCUAAAAUCAGAGGAAAAUGAUAGAUGAAUAACACUGAUGUAGAAGCACCUAACCCUAGUUGUAAGCCUAAACUUGAUAUCAACUGUAAAAUCUGAUUGGUUGAUUGGAAUGUUGAUCCAGGAACAUGUCACAUGAUCAUGUUCACCAAUGUGGCGUACAAAAUACACUAUUUUUCUAAUUGUUCAGUGUCAAGUUAACAUGAGACUAAAGAUCUGCUUAAGUAUUCAACUGGUAAAAAACACUUUUGCAACUUUGCAAAUAGAUUUUCCUUUGCCUUUUGUUAACAGGUUAAGAAGCUGACUUCUACCAUCAUAUUUUAACAUAAGAUCAUGUGAAAUGAAAUGAAAAAUACUAUAGGCUUUAUACAGACAAAAAUUAUGUUCCUAAGCAAUAGCCUGCUUUUUAAAUGGUUUCUAUGUAAGGUCUGGGUGAGUCUUAAUUUUUUUUGUUCAUAUUUUGUAUUUUGCUAAUUAAAUACUUUGAAAAGAGUAGGGUUUGGGGUUUUUUAACCAUUAUUAAUGAUUUAAUGUUUGUGAAUACAAUUAAUGUCAUACUCAAUUAAAAAUGUAUAUAAAUUAAAAAGUAAUCGAUUACUGUACUUGUUUUCUGUGUUUGUGUACUUGACUCAUAGUUAACUAAAACCAUAAAAAAACAUUUUUGUUGCUCGAAAUAAACAUUAAAUGAAAUAA